Molecule: messenger RNA, 567 nt
Organism: Stylonychia lemnae
Lineage: Eukaryota; Ciliophora; Spirotrichea; Sporadotrichida; Oxytrichidae
Source: the annotation of a GenBank genome assembly
AUGGAUCUGGGGCGUUCAUUCAUGGUGUGGGAUUUAAAGCAACCUCAGUGGGAUGGAAGUAUACUAACAUUAAGAACUAGUCAAGUUAUCACCACUAAUAGUCUACUUUAAUAAUUACUCACAAAAGUAAUCGUUACUACUGGUAUUCCUUGUGUUGUUAUUAUAGUAGAUAUUGAUAAGAAAUGCCAACAUCAACUAGAGAAGAUGAAUGCUAUCAAUUAGAUUUACAUCAUCAUUAUGUAAAUGAUAACACUGUGUAUGAGAAGCCUCGACUGCAGAUCUCAUACGGUCCCUAUAAUUCUAGUUAUUGCCAAGAGCUUUAAGAUCAGCAGAUCUAAUAUUCAGGUCUUAAACAGACUGAUAGGAUUUGGAGACAAAUGUAGCAGAGAGACCUUUACAGAUGUCUAUAUCAAUGUCACAGUAGCAGAGUAGAAAUUAUCUAUUCAGUACUUCAAGUUCAUAAAACUCUUGAUAAUAGCUAGGUAGUUCUCAAGCCAGCAACUACUAUCUUUAAGUGCUAGAUCGGUGCUAAAAGAUAUGCACAACUACUUGGGCUAUGAACCUUGA